This is a messenger RNA of Lactuca virosa, 1146 nucleotides long. The record is from the annotation of a GenBank genome assembly. NCBI's taxonomy places the organism in Eukaryota, Viridiplantae, Streptophyta, Magnoliopsida, Asterales, Asteraceae.
AUGGAGAAGGGAUUGAGAAACGCAUCACCCAAUAAUGGAAAACUUAUAACUAUUCUUAGCAUCGAUGGAGGUGGUAUAAGAGGGAUCAUUCCAGCCACUAUACUUGCUUUCCUCGAAUCACAGCUACAGGAGUUGGAUGGAAAAGAUGCAAGACUUGCAGAUUACUUCGAUGUAGUUGCAGGAACUAGCACAGGUGGUCUUGUGUCAGCCAUGUUAACAGCUCCAAACCAAACAAACCGACCUCUCUAUGCAGCCAAAGAUAUCGUACCUUUCUAUAUGGAACAUGGCCCUAAAAUAUUUCCUCAACAAAGGGGUGCAUGGGGAUCCAUCAUGAAGAGUGCGAAAAUGCUUAUUGGACCAAAGUACGAUGGGAAUUAUAUUCGGAAGCUCAUAAAGGAGAAGUUGGGAAACACUCGUUUGAACGAAACCUUAACCAAUAUAGUCAUUCCUACAUUUGACAUCCAACGUCUGCAACCCCUCAUUUUCUCAACUUAUGAGGCGAAAGUUAAUCCAUACUACAAUGCUCAGUUAUCAGAUAUAUGCAUUUCAACAUCCGCAGCUCCGACCUAUUUUCCUCCAUAUUACUUUAAGAACGACAAUGAAGAUGGACGAAACAGUGAAGAAUUUAAUCUUGUUGAUGGUGGUGUCGCUGCUAAUAAUCCGGCACUGGUUGCAAUAAGCCAAGUCACGAAACAAGUGUUCAGCAAGCAUCCUGAUUUCUUCCCUGUUAAACCUACGGAUUAUGGUCGCUUCCUUUUGAUCUCGAUAGGAACGGGUGCAACAAAGAUAACGAACCAAUACAACGCAAAGAUGGCAUCCCAUUGGGGUGUAUUAGGUUGGUUGGUUCAUAGUGGUUCCACCCCAAUUAUUGACGUGUUCACUCAAGCAAGUGGAGAUAUGGUUGAUGGUCAUCUUUCUGUGUUCUUUCAAGCUGUUCAUUCCCAAGAAAAUUACUUUCGAAUCCAAGAAGAUACAUUAGAUGGCAAUGAGGCGUCAGUGGAUGUUGCGACCAAAGAGAACAUGGUGAAACUCGUGGAAAUUGCUGAAAACUUAUUGAACAAGCCAACUUCAAGAGUAAAUCUAAAGACAGGACUGUCUGAGCCAAUGGGAAAUGGGGAUACGAAUGCCAAAGCUCUCAAACGGUGA